Molecule: messenger RNA, 2955 nt
Organism: Volvox carteri f. nagariensis
Lineage: Eukaryota; Viridiplantae; Chlorophyta; Chlorophyceae; Chlamydomonadales; Volvocaceae
Exons: 8
Coding region: 1-2955 (984 amino acids)
Source: RefSeq, a predicted model, not a curated record
AUGUUUCGCCGGGUGGGCCCUGCUGCCGUACGUCUGUUGCUGCUGCCCGGGCUAGUGGAAGCCUUCACCACUGCUGGUGUGGCCGUCGGACUCAUGAACAUGCCAGUGUUCUGGGCACUGACGCAGGGCUUCAUCCUGAAGGCAGUAGGCCCUGCGGUGGUCAUCCAAACCAUGUUUGACCUGCAAAAGCGCGGGCUGGGAGUCAACAAAGGCAUCCCCGCCAUCGUGGUCGGUGCCGCGUCGUUCGACGACAUGGUUGCCAUAUCAGGCUACUCUCUCUUUUCCUCCUUCGCCAUGUCCUCCUUGAUUAGCGCAUCCGGGGGUGCCGGCGGUGGUGGGGGAGAGGGAAGUGGUGGGGGGGGUGGGGGGGGUGGAGGAAGCCAUGGCGGCCAAAAGCACGGCCUCGUCUGGACGAUAUUGCACGGCCCCCUGGACAUCACCCUGGGUGCCCUGGCGGGCCUUAUGGGCGCCGCCCUUUGCGCGGCCACCAGGCUCUGGGACAGCAGCCUCAAACGUACGGCAGUCGUAUUCGCCGUCGCUAUGGCUCUCUUGUUCGCGCUGUAUCGGUACGACUUCCGCGGCGGCGGCGCGCUGGCGGCGCUGGUGCUGGGGCUGGCGGUCAACGUGUUCUGGGAGCGCGGCUCCCUUUUUUUCUGGGGCGUUGGCCGACGCAGUGGACUCACUCGCGGCCCGCAACCUCGGUAUGUGCCCUCUGUGGGCGCCUAUGCGGCAGAGGUGGAGGCUCGUGUGGGCUUGUUCUGGAGGGUGGUUGCGCAGCCGAUGCUUUUCGGUAUAAUUGGUUCGUUGGUCAACCUCCGUACGGUUAGCGGUCAGAUCAUUCCUCGCUCAUUGGCGCUGGUAGCUAUAGUUGUUUUCAAAAUUGCGGUGCGCAUGUAUGUAGGUAUGGCCGUACGGAUUCCCACCACCUACUUUGCUAUGACCGGAGCCGGGCUGACUGUACGGGAGCGAAUGUUUGUCGCCAUCGCAUGGACGCCGAAAGCCACCGUACAGGCGGCUCUGGGCGCGCAGCCCCUGGACAUGAUCCGCGCGGUUGCGGGACCCCAGAGUCCUUUCAUUGAUGUUGGCCACGAAAUCCUAACCACUUCCGUUUUCGCAAUUCUGAUCUGCGCCAAUGUCGGCGUAUCUCUCAUUCACUAUUUGGCGCCAAAAUGGCUUCACCGCACCGUCCCUUCGGCCAUCGUGGUGGCGGCGGCGGCGGCGCCGCCGCCGCCGCAAACGCCGCCGCCAGGGCCGUACGACACGCUGGAAGGUUGCGGCGCGGAAGCUGGCGAGCCCAGCGGCCCGGAGGCCGCGGCGGCCGAGCGGCAUGACGCCGCCGCUGCUGCUGCUGCUGGAACGUACGGCAGUGGUUGCAGCGAGGGUGAUGGCGGCGCCGUCGCCGCCGCUGGCGGUCAUAGUGUACGGCCUUUGCGAGUUGGUCCCGUCGGCUACAAUUGGGCUGAAGAAAGCUUUAGUCCGACGCCGCGAAGUAUCCGUAGGAGCUUGCACGGCGGCGGACUUCUGGCUGCGGCGUUGGAUGUAGCCGCCGCCGACGGCGGCAGCGGCGGCCUGUGGUGCCGCUGCGGCGGAGCAGGUCGCGGCGGCGACGGGAGAUGGUUCCACGAGGAGGGUUAUGCCACUGACAGCGCGGCGGCGCCGUUGACGGCGCGAGCUGAACUGCCUCGAGGCGGCAAGCCACCGCUGCCGCCAGCGGCGGCUACACCACCACCGACGUGUCGAACGGGAAACGCCGCUGUCGCAGGCGUCGGCAGUGCCGAGGGUAGCGGCGGUGGCAGCAGUAGUGAAAGUGAUCGUGGCGGCGGCACCGGGACCUUCAGCAUGUCAGCGACAGAGUGCACCAGCCCGGAAAAUGAUACAGCUGUACGACAGAUGUCGUACAAGGCGUACUACGAAGGCCCGCAACUGAAGUGGCCGGGGGGCGUCGCAGGCUGGCGGCGCUGUCGCCGGUGCAGAGGCAUCCUACCGCCGACGCCGUCCGUGCCGAGGGGUAACAUUCGCAUGCCGUCGCCUCGCACCGAAAAGCGCCCACAGCAUCGUCUACAGCGUCGUACAUCCAUGCGAAUGAGGUACGGCAGCGCGGAUAGCACUGGCGGUGCUGUCAGCGGCAGUGACGUCGAGGCUGGCGACGCCGCGGCUCCGCCGACGGCGUUUCGUCGUCACAGCGCGCCGUUGUUGACUGACGUACAGGUAGCGGCUCAGCUCUGGAAGGAAGCGGCCGCCGUGGCAGCGGCGCUGUCCCCUGAGCUGCCUGGCGGCGGCGCCGCCACUGCGCCGCCACCGGCCGCCGCAUCCGCAUCACUACAGCGCCAGCUCGCCGUCCUGGAACGCACCGCGGAGGCAGUCGCGGCGUUGGCGGCCAGGCUGGCAGCGGCGACGUCGCCGUCGCCUGACGGCGACAGUGUGGCGACGGCGCCUAGCUUCGCGACGGACGCGCGGGAGUUGGCAGACCACGCGUCCAUGCUGAGCCGCGCUGCCGGUGCCGUACGGAUCCACUUGUCAUCUAUCCUGUCGGCGGCGGCAGCGUCGCACAACGCACGGGACGAAUGGCAAUCGGGGGAGGAAGCUGAUGAUGAGGGUGCCAUCGGCCGUCGUGUUGGCGGCGACGGCGACGGCGACGGCGGUGGCGAAAUGGAAGAAGGGCUCGGGGACGAGCCGCCGCCGCCUGAGACCGCACGGGACUUUUUCAGGCGUAUCGAAAGUGCUGCCGCCGCCACUGCCGCCGCUGUCGGCAUGCCCGAUCCGACCGUCAACCCAGCGUCAGCGUCAACAUCAGCGUCGGCGUCAGCGCCGCCGCCGCCGCUGCCUGCCUCUUCGUCGGUAGUUAUCCCCGUCGGCGCCGUCAUUCCCCUGGAUAGCGUCGCUGGCGGCAACCUGGACGGCGGCAGCCCCGUGGAGCUUCCUUCAGUACGGAGCUUACGUGGCGGUACGACGUAA